CCGAACGACCAUCCCUUUCGCGUUGCUUCCUGCGUCCGCUGAUCGAAGCACAGGCGACAGCCUCUCACUCCGCCUCAAAUCGCUUUCAUGCUCAGGUGAUUCUUGACGGUAUGAUCAGAGUGCUUAGCUAUCCUAAAAAAUCAAGUUUCAGAAAUGUUGUUUGUGCCAGAAUGUACUGCUCUAGUGAAAUAAAGAAGGACGUACUUGAUCCGGCAAAAGAAAUAUGCAACAUUAUGAUGUCUUGUCCGAAGCUAGGGGUUGCAACUGCACUUGAUCAGAGUGGUUUAAGGCCUUCAUCUGAAGUAGUGGAGGAGGUCCUGAAGAGAUUCGGGAAUGCAGGCAUGCUAGGGUAUCAGUUUUUUGAAUGGGCUGGGAAGCAACGUUACUAUGAGCAUAGUGUAAGAGCUUACCAUGCCAUGAUCGAGUCUUUGGCCAAGAUAAGGCAGUAUGAAAUCAUGUGGGAUCUUAUAAACGGCAUGAGGAGCAAAGGUUUGCUCAAUAUCGAAACUUUUUGUAUAAUUAUGAGAAAAUAUGCCAGGGCCCAGAAAGUUGAAGAGGCAAUUUAUACCUUCAAUGUCAUGGAAAAAUACAACGUCUCUCCAAAUCUAUCAGCUUUUAAUGGUUUGUUGAGUGCUUUAUGUAAAUCCAGAAAUGUAAGGAAGGCCCAGGAGAUUUUCAACAGCAUGAAACAUAAAUUUAUUCCAGAUCAGAAAACAUAUAGUAUAUUAAUAGAAGGUUGGGGAAGGGACCCCAAUUUGCCCAAGGCAAGGGAAAUUUACAAAGAAAUGGUUAAUGAUGGGUGUAGACCUGAUAUCGUGACGUACGGGAUCAUGGUUGAUAUCCUAUGCAAAGCAGGUAGGGUAGAUGAAGCCAUUGAAAUUAUCAAGGACAUGGAAGGUAGCGGUUGUUGGCCCACAUCCUUCAUAUAUAGCAUUUUGGUUCAUACAUAUGGAAUAGAAAACCGAAUUGAAGAUGCUGUUGAUACAUUUCUUGAAAUGGAAAGGAAAGGUAUCAGGGCCGAUGUUGCUAUUUACAAUGCUUUGAUUAGUGCGUUUUGUAAGGUAAACAAGCUCCAAAAUGCGUAUAGAGUUUUGAAUGAGAUGGAAUGUAAAGGGAUGAAGCCAAAUUCAAGGACAUGCAACAUCCUUCUGAAUUAUUUGAUAGAGCGUAAAGAAACUGAUGAGGCCUUUAAGGUCUUUCGAAGGAUGAUCAGGAUUUGUGACCCCGAUGCAGACACGUAUACUAUAAUGAUUAAGAUGUUCUGCGAGACGGGCAAUAUUAAGAUGGCUCUAAAAGUUUGGAAAUACAUGAAACAGAAGCAGUUUGUUCCUAGCUUGCACACUUUUUCUGUUCUUAUCAAUGGGUUGUGUGAAAAUGAGGAUGUUUCUCAAGCAUGUAUGUUAAUGGAAGAAAUGAUUGAGAAAGGAAUUAGGCCACCGAGGUUGACUUUUGGGAGGCUUAGGAAAUUGCUUAUAGAGCAACGGCGUGACGACGUGCUUGAAUUUCUACAUCAGAAGCUGAACCUAUUGGUAAAAGAGCCAUUAUGUGACUGAGAUGGCACGGUUCACUUGCUAAAUUAAACGAUCAUAAGUUGAUUUGCCAAAGGCUUCAUUUUUUAUAUUCAGGUCAACUUUUUUCUUCUAAAUAUUCCUUUCCGGUCUUGUAUGUUGUUCGUUCAAUAUCUAUUUAUUUUUGUGUUGGUCACCUGACUUUAGGGUGGCCUAGAUUAGGGUGACCUCCUUUGACUUUGAUGUCAAGCUUGUAUUUAGCAUACUUAUAAUUAAUUUUUUAGUGUUCCAACACCAAUUCUUUUGUAAUUAUAAUAC
Messenger RNA from Cynara cardunculus var. scolymus (artichoke), 1826 nucleotides. RefSeq names its product pentatricopeptide repeat-containing protein At1g77360, mitochondrial. Gene Ontology annotation, molecular function: protein binding. The transcript is spliced from 2 exons. The record is from RefSeq and is a predicted model, not a curated record. Lineage: Eukaryota; Viridiplantae; Streptophyta; Magnoliopsida; Asterales; Asteraceae. Bases 111 to 1553 code for a protein of 480 amino acids.